This is a messenger RNA of Ornithodoros turicata, 968 nucleotides long. Its product is annotated as mitochondrial inner membrane protease ATP23 homolog. Lineage: Eukaryota; Metazoa; Arthropoda; Arachnida; Ixodida; Argasidae. Gene Ontology annotation, molecular function: metalloendopeptidase activity. The transcript is spliced from 5 exons. The record is from RefSeq and is a predicted model, not a curated record. The coding region runs from base 33 to 815 and encodes 260 amino acids. Gene Ontology annotation, biological process: mitochondrial protein processing; mitochondrial proton-transporting ATP synthase complex assembly.
UAGGUGGCGCUAGGGGAACUUUUACAACUAUCAUGGCGAUGCCCAGUGAAAACGUGCGCGCUGCCCAAAUACACGAAGAAUCUUCGCCGAAAGAUGACCAACAGAAUAAUAAUAAGAGGGAGGAUGAAGGCUUCAAAUACUAUCCUGAACGAAGGGGAGGCAAAAUGGAUCCCGGGUGGCUUCCAAAGGCUUUUUUCGGUGAAGGCAGAGACAGUAUUGAUAACGUGCGGUGCGAAAAGAACGUAUACAACUGCGUGAAAAAAAGCCCGCUGGUAAAGUUGAUGCUCAGUGCUCUCAGGAGUGCAGGAUGUGAAGUGGACAUCCGAAGAAACAUUGCCUGCGAGUCGUGCGAGAAAAUCGUCACAGGUGGCUAUGACGCAGAGCUCAACCAGGUAGUCAUCUGCCAAAAUAAUGCCCGCAGUGAAGGUGUGGUCCAAGGCACCUUAGCACAUGAACUUCUACACAUGUUUGACCAAUGCAGGGCAAAGAUGGACCUCAAGAACAUGGACCACUUAGCAUGCACUGAAAUACGUGCUGCCAACUUACUCCAUUGCUCUUUCUUGAGUGCAGUUGCUCAAGGUACUGCAUCCCCUUUCAAUAUUGCAAAAAGACACAGUGAAUGUGUGAAGAUGAAAGCUGCGAUGUCUGUCAUGGCUGUGAAGGAUGUUUCACAAGAAGUUGCUAGGGCUGCUGUGGAUCGCGUGUUUGACAAGUGCUAUAAUGACUUAGAACCCCUGGGAAGGCGACUGCGCAGGAAUUCUGCAGACAUGGAGAAAGCCUACAGAGAACGCUAUCAUUAUGGUUAUACGGAUUGACAUGGACUCAUUGUUUAGGAAACAAAUUUUAAUGUUUUUGAUGAUGAAGGUACUUUGUAAAGAUAGGAAGAUACAUGGACUCCGAAUAGUCUUGGCCCAUUCUAUGGAUCUCGGUGACAUGUGAAUACUUUAUUGAAUAAACAAAUUAUUAUA